AUGCUAAGGUUAGUGUCUUCACAAACAUGCCGGUAUAGUUCGAGAAGGCUAUUGAAAACAUCUCUACUUAAGAAUGUAUCUACCGUGAGAGUUGUGAGAAGAGGACUAGCCACUACUGGUACUGAUAAUUUUCUAUCGACUUCAAAUGCCACUUACAUCGAUGAGAUGUACCAAGCUUGGCAGAAAGACCCAUCUUCCGUCCAUGUUUCAUGGGAUGCAUAUUUCAAGAAUAUGUCUAACCCAAGGGUCCCUGCUACGAAAGCUUUCCAGGCACCCCCCAGUAUCAGUAAUUUUCCUCAAGGUACUGAGGCCGCUCCGUUGGGGACCGCAAUGACUGGUUCGGUGGAUGAAAAUGUCUCGAUACAUUUAAAAGUGCAAUUGUUAUGUAGAGCUUAUCAAGUUAGAGGUCACUUAAAAGCACAUAUCGAUCCUUUAGGUAUCUCAUUCGGUAGUAACAAAAGUAAUCCUGUUCCACCAGAAUUGACGUUGGACUACUACGGCUUUAGCGAACACGAUCUUGAUAAGGAGAUUAAUUUAGGGCCUGGUAUUUUGCCAAGGUUUGCCAGUGACGGCAGAUCAAAAAUGACCUUGAGAGAAAUUGUGGAUCACUUAGAAAAGCUAUACUGCUCCUCGUACGGUGUACAAUACACACAUAUCCCAUCUAAACAAAAGUGUGAGUGGUUAAGAGAAAGAAUUGAAAUUCCAGACCCUUACCAAUACACAGUGGAUCAAAAGAGGCAGAUCUUAGAUAGAUUAACAUGGGCCACUUCCUUUGAGUCGUUCUUAUCUACAAAGUUCCCAAAUGAUAAGAGAUUCGGUUUGGAAGGUUUGGAAAGUGUUGUUCCAGGUAUCAAAACUUUAAUCGAUCGUUCGGUUGAAUUGGGUGUAGAGGAUGUUGUUUUGGGUAUGGCUCACCGUGGUAGACUAAACGUCUUAUCCAAUGUGGUUCGUAAACCAAACGAAUCCAUCUUUUCUGAAUUUAAGGGUUCCAGUGCCCGUGAUGAUAUUGAAGGUUCGGGAGAUGUUAAGUACCAUUUAGGUAUGAACUAUCAAAGACCUACUACUUCAGGAAAGUAUGUUAACUUAUCCUUGGUUGCCAAUCCCUCUCACUUGGAGUCCCAAGAUCCAGUUGUUCUUGGUAGAACAAGAGCCUUAUUACACGCCAAGAAUGAUUUAAAUGAGAAAACAAAGGCUUUAGGUGUUUUAUUGCAUGGUGAUGCUGCUUUUGCUGGCCAGGGUGUUGUCUAUGAAACCAUGGGCUUUUUGACCCUACCAGAGUACUCUACAGGUGGUACUAUUCAUAUCAUUACUAACAACCAAAUCGGGUUUACUACAGACCCAAGAUUCGCAAGAUCCACACCAUAUCCUUCCGAUUUGGCCAAGGCUAUUGAUGCUCCAAUUUUCCAUGUCAAUGCGAAUGACGUGGAGGCUGUGACAUUUAUUUUUAAUUUAGCUGCAGAAUGGAGGCAUAAAUUCCACACCGAUGCUAUCAUUGAUAUUGUUGGUUGGAGAAAACAUGGUCACAACGAAACUGAUCAGCCAUCUUUCACCCAGCCACUGAUGUACAAAAAAAUUGCGAAGCAAAAAUCUGUGAUUGACGUCUAUACUGAAAAGUUGAUUAAUGAAGGCUCAUUUUCCAAUAAAGAUAUUGAUGAGCACAAGAAAUGGGUAUGGAACUUAUUCGAGGAUGCUUUCGAAAAGGCGAAAGAUUACGUUCCAUCACAAAGGGAAUGGUUGACAGCUGCGUGGGAAGGAUUCAAAUCACCAAAGGAAUUGGCAACCGAGAUAUUGCCACACGAACCAACUAAUGUUCCUGAAAAAACUUUGAAAGAGUUAGGUAAAGUUCUCUCCUCGUGGCCUGAAGGCUUCGAAGUGCACAAAAAUCUAAAGAGAAUUUUGAAAAAUAGAGGUAAAUCUAUCGAGACAGGUGAAGGCAUUGAUUGGGCUACCGGUGAAGCUUUGGCAUUCGGUACUUUAGUUUUAGAUGGCCAAAAUGUCAGAGUUUCUGGUGAGGAUGUGGAAAGAGGUACAUUUUCUCAACGUCACGCAGUUUUGCAUGACCAACAAUCUGAAGCCAUUUACACACCGCUAAGCACCUUGAACAAUGAAAAGGCUGAUUUCACAAUCGCUAAUUCCUCCUUGUCCGAAUACGGUGUCAUGGGUUUCGAAUAUGGUUAUUCACUAACUUCUCCAGAUUAUUUAGUCAUGUGGGAAGCUCAAUUCGGUGAUUUUGCGAAUACAGCGCAAGUUAUCAUCGAUCAGUUUAUUGCCGGUGGUGAACAAAAAUGGAAGCAACGUUCUGGUUUAGUUUUGUCUUUGCCUCAUGGUUACGAUGGACAGGGUCCAGAACACUCAUCUGGUAGAUUAGAAAGAUUCUUGCAAUUAGCCAACGAAGACCCAAGAUAUUUCCCAUCGGAGGAAAAAUUGCAAAGACAACAUCAAGAUUGUAAUUUCCAGGUGGUGUACCCAACUACACCAGCUAACCUAUUCCAUAUCUUAAGAAGACAACAGCAUCGUCAAUUCCGUAAGCCGUUAGCAUUAUUAUUCUCCAAGCAAUUGUUACGUCACCCAUUAGCCAGAUCAUCACUCUCUGAGUUCAGCGAAGGUGGAUUCCAAUGGAUUAUUGAGGAUAUUGAGCAUGGGAAGAGUAUCAGUACAAAAGAGGAAACCAAGAGACUUGUUUUACUAAGUGGGCAAGUUUACACUGCUUUACACAAAAGACGUGAGACUCUGGGUGAUAAGACCACCGCCUUCUUAAAGAUUGAAGAACUUCACCCAUUCCCAUUUGCUCAACUACGCGAUUCGUUGAACUCUUAUCCAAACUUGGAAGAAAUUGUUUGGUGCCAAGAAGAACCAUUGAACAUGGGUUCUUGGGCAUAUACAGAACCACGGUUGCACACCACAUUGAAGGAAACAGAUAAGUAUAAGGAUUUCAAAGUCAGAUAUUGUGGCAGAAACCCAAGUGGUGCUGUUGCCGCAGGUAGUAAAGCGCUACAUUUGGCCGAAGAAGAUGCUUUCUUGAAAGAUGUUUUCCAACAAUCCUAA
Saccharomyces mikatae IFO 1815 is the source of this 3045-nucleotide messenger RNA. RefSeq names its product alpha-ketoglutarate dehydrogenase KGD1 (gene KGD1). Gene Ontology annotation, biological process: tricarboxylic acid cycle. Gene Ontology annotation, molecular function: oxoglutarate dehydrogenase (succinyl-transferring) activity; thiamine pyrophosphate binding. Gene Ontology annotation, cellular component: oxoglutarate dehydrogenase complex; mitochondrion. The record is from RefSeq and is a predicted model, not a curated record. NCBI's taxonomy places the organism in Eukaryota, Fungi, Ascomycota, Saccharomycetes, Saccharomycetales, Saccharomycetaceae. The coding region runs from base 1 to 3045 and encodes 1014 amino acids. The transcript has a single exon.